UGAACGUAGCACAGUGCAAAUGAAAACUAUUUUUUUGCCAAUGCAUUGAUUGUGUGUGCUUGAAUAAACAAUGCCAACUAGUAUUGAAAUACAAAAUGAAAAACAAUAGUUGUCAAGUGCAGUGCGCGCGUCAAAUACUAAAAACGAAUUAACAAAACUGACGUGAAUAUUGUGUGUGCAGCAACUGACAUACACAUACAGACACCUAUACAACAAAACACACAUACAGUGAACAGCAUACUAAAUAAAUUGUAGGGCAGCAAGUGCAAGGAAGGUAAGCACAAAUCGCUCGGUCAGCAAAGCAAAGCACAGCCCCUUCGAGUAGCUGGCGGGCAGGAAGUCUUGCCGUGAAGGUUGAACAAUCAAAGCCAGAGAAGCAAGAGGAGCAGGUAGCAGCACGUUUAAAUGGCUGAUGGUCAGCAGGCAGCAGGUGCAGGUGCAGUUUCCCGUGCUGGUGGCAACAAUGGCCCGCUACUCGAUGUGCCACAAACAGUAAACAAUGCCACAGGCAGCAGCAGCAGCACUUCAAGUGGCGCCUCAGCUGCGGUUGGGGCAAUUGGUGGCGCAGUUGCCAGCGGGAGUGCCCUAGCAAGUGGCAGUGGAGGUGGAGCUGGAGGCAGCGGGAGCAGCAGCAAUAAUGGGAUCGGCAGCAAUCAAGGCUAUUAUCAAUUAAGCGUGACAAUUGAAGAAGCCUCGCUGCGCAAUAAUGGCUUCCUCAAACCGAAUCCUUACGUGGAGCUGCUCAUCGACAGCAAGAGCAAGCGCAAAACGGAUCUGGUGAAGAACAGCUAUCUGCCCAAAUGGAACGAGGAAUUCACAGUGCUGAUAACACCGAAUUCAACGCUGCACUUCAAGGUGCUGGACCAUUCGAGCUUUCGCAAGGAUGCGAUGCUGGGCGAGCGAGCCAUUCACUUGGCCCACAUACUGCAGCACUACAACGGACGCUGCGAAUUCCUCGAACUGACCAUCGAUCUGUUUGUCACCUCCAAGUCGGAUAAUCGCCAGACAAAGAGCGGUGAACUCGUUGCCAUACUCAAUGGCCUCAAGCUCGACAUGAGCAAGCUGCAGUUGCAGCCACAGAACGGAGCUGCUAUUCAACCGGUUAAUCCGGCUGUAAGCGAUGCUGCUGCCGCGGGACGUAGUUGUAUGAUUUAUGGCGGUGUGCGUGCUAGGAUGCGGCUGCGUUCAAGUAAUGCGGAGCCACAGACAGCGACGCCGCGUUCCCCGCUGCCGCCCAAUGGUGUCGUGGAACAACGACGCUCGACAGCGCCGCCUGUGUGGGAGCAACAGCCACAACAGCCGCAGCCACAGCAGCAACCACUACGCUUAGUUAAUGGCAGUGCAGCGGCUGUGCCGCAGACAGCAUCGUAUCCGCAACAGCCGCCAAUGCCGGCGCCACAACAGCAGCCUCAGGCACAAGCAGCAGCAGUAGGUGUGCAACAACCGAUGCCACAGCGUGCUCAGGUCUAUGCCAAUGGCAGCGUGGAGAACGGCAUGUAUAUGACCAAUGUGGCGGUGCCCGUCGAACAGAGCGCGGCCUGCGGUCCUGUGCUGCCCGUGAGCAAUGGCAGCGACCCACAAAUGCAGACGCAGCCAGCGGAGGAUGAGCUGUUGCCCGUGGGCUGGGAGAUACGCUUGGAUCAGUAUGGCCGGCGUUACUAUGUGGAUCACAACACACGCUCCACGUACUGGGAGAAGCCGACGCCGUUGCCACCGGGCUGGGAGAUACGCAAAGAUGUGCGCGGUCGUGUCUACUAUGUGGAUCACAACACACGCAAGACGACGUGGCAGCGGCCGAACAGCGAACGUCUCAUGCACUUCCAGCACUGGCAGGGACAGCGGGCCCAUGUCGUCGCACAGGGUAAUCAACGGUUCCUCUAUUCGCAGCAGCAACAACAGCCGACGGCUGUGACGGCACAGGUGACACAGGACGAUGAGGAUACGCUCGGACCGCUGCCCGAUGGCUGGGAGAAGAAGGUGCAAUCCGAUAAUCGUGUGUACUUUGUGAACCACAAGAAUCGCACCACACAAUGGGAGGAUCCGCGCACGCAAGGCCAGGAGGUGAGCCUCAUCAACGAGGGUCCGUUGCCACCAGGCUGGGAGAUACGCUACACUGCAACCGGCGAACGUUUCUUUGUGGAUCACAAUACCAGACGAACCACCUUCGAGGAUCCGCGACCUGGUGCGCCUAAGGGCGCCAAGGGUGUCUACGGUGUGCCGCGUGCUUAUGAGCGCAGUUUCCGCUGGAAGUUGUCGCAGUUCCGGUAUUUGUGCCAGAGCAAUGCGCUGCCCUCGCAUAUCAAGAUCACGGUGACGCGACAGACGCUCUUCGAGGACUCGUAUCAUCAGAUAAUGCGUCUGCCCGCCUACGAACUGCGACGACGUCUCUACAUCAUCUUCAGGGGUGAGGAGGGACUCGAUUACGGUGGCGUGUCGCGUGAAUGGUUCUUCUUGCUGUCGCACGAGGUGCUCAAUCCGAUGUACUGUCUGUUUGAGUAUGCCAACAAGAACAACUACAGCCUGCAAAUCAAUCCCGCUUCCUACGUCAAUCCGGACCAUUUGCAGUACUUUAAAUUCAUCGGACGCUUCAUUGCAAUGGCGCUGUAUCAUGGACGCUUCAUCUACAGCGGCUUCACCAUGCCGUUCUACAAGCGUAUGCUGAACAAGAAACUAACGAUCAAGGACAUAGAAACGAUUGAUCCGGAGUUUUACAACUCGCUGAUCUGGGUGCGUGACAAUAACAUUGAUGAGUGUGGCCUUGAGCUGUGGUUCAGCGUGGACUUUGAGGUUCUCGGUCAGAUCAUUCAUCACGAGCUGAAGGAGAAUGGCGAGAAGGAGCGCGUCACCGAGGAGAACAAGGAGGAGUACAUAACGCUGAUGACCGAGUGGCGCAUGACACGAGGUAUUGAGCAGCAGACAAAGACGUUCCUGGAGGGCUUCAACGAGGUGGUGCCACUCGAGUGGCUCAAGUACUUUGACGAGCGCGAACUGGAGCUGAUACUGUGCGGCAUGCAGGACGUGGACGUUGAGGACUGGCAACGCAACACCAUAUAUCGACACUACAAUCGCAACUCGAAGCAGGUUGUCUGGUUCUGGCAGUUUGUGCGCGAAACGGACAAUGAGAAACGCGCUCGUCUGCUGCAGUUCGUGACAGGCACGUGUCGUGUCCCAGUUGGCGGCUUUGCGGAGCUGAUGGGCUCGAAUGGACCGCAACGGUUCUGCAUCGAGAAGGUGGGCAAAGAGACGUGGCUGCCGCGAUCGCAUACGUGCUUCAAUCGAUUGGAUUUGCCGCCCUAUAAGAGCUACGAUCAGCUGGUGGAGAAAUUGACCUUUGCCAUUGAGGAGACUGAGGGCUUCUGCCAGGAAUGAGUGGUAGUCGAUUUGUGGUCAGUUUGUUGAUUAAUGUUUAAUUCCAAUUGAGAGCGUCCCGCGUUCUGCGCUCUGUGUCGCAAACCGCAUCGCAUCGCGUCCCGUUACGUUGAUAGUUACUGUUAUUAUUAUACUGCAUUGCCCACUGUAUACGUAUGUACAUAUUACAUAUGUUUGAUCACUAUUAUGUGCACACCCACACACACACUCCCACACAAACACACACGCAUAUAUUUUAUCGGAGAAUUCCCCGCUCCAAAAUUCCUAUUGUAUUGUAUUGUCUACAAAACAUUAUUUUAAGGCGUCUUUUGGCUCAAUCUGUGCACUCUAUGUUAAGUUUCGGCCAUAUGCUCUAUUUAUGCAUUAAUAACACACACAUACAGACACUGUGAGAGACACCGAGCCAGCUCCCAUGUCAUAUCUUUUGUUGUUAUGUGUUUUUCUCUUUUAAUUAAAUAUCGAAAAAUGUUACAUCUUGUUACACUCGUCAUUCAAACGGUCCACAAAUUAUAAAAACCAAAAUAGAAAAAUCAAUUCUAAGCGAAGAAAAAGAAAACACGCAACAACCUGAGCAAUAAACAAAUUAUAUAAAUUUGUCAAAUUUUAUGUUCACUUUAUAUGCAUGUAAAGUUUUGUAAAUAGUUCCAUAUAAAUGCUAUUGUUAACAAUCAAAUAAUUAUUGAUUUGGCCCUCAUUGUAAAGUGCAACUUUAAAUGCAAUACAUAGCGAAAAGAAAGCAAACGUUUUUAACUGUUUAACAAUUGUUUAGCACAUCAACAAACAAAAUUUUAAAUAUCAAUACACAAAAACGAAACAAAAA
This is a messenger RNA of Drosophila nasuta, 4189 nucleotides long. It is a transcript of the gene Su(dx), whose product is annotated as WW domain containing E3 ubiquitin protein ligase suppressor of deltex. Gene Ontology annotation, biological process: protein ubiquitination; proteasome-mediated ubiquitin-dependent protein catabolic process. The transcript is spliced from 6 exons. NCBI's taxonomy places the organism in Eukaryota, Metazoa, Arthropoda, Insecta, Diptera, Drosophilidae. Gene Ontology annotation, molecular function: ubiquitin protein ligase activity; protein binding. Gene Ontology annotation, cellular component: cytoplasm. The coding region runs from base 406 to 3369 and encodes 987 amino acids. The record is from RefSeq and is a predicted model, not a curated record.